CAGGAAAGUCUACCAAAGUAAACAUUGAGCGGAAAACACCAAAGCAAAGUCCAGCAGGCCUACCGUACUCUACACCUGACUUACUAAAUGCAAAGCAAACACCAAAAAGUAAUCAAGGAAAAUCUAAACCUAGAAAUAUUUUGUAUUAACUCCAUACUCUCCAUUCCGAUCUUCUUACCAUCAGCAAAACAGAUUCACCAUUCCAAGGUUUCAAAAUCAUCUUUGGCCAAACAAAAAACUUCAGGGUCUCCUAAAGCUGACAAAGGAUGGAACCCAACGAAGAAAAGUCAAUCUUUAUCGCCAAAUGCAAAGUCAGUCCAAUCUAAACCUUUAAAGAAUUCGGGCAAAACUCAUGACAGGAUUCCAACAUCUCAGAAAAACACAACCUUAGGAAAUUCGACACAAGGAACCUUCCGAGGACCUUCACCAUAUCCACAACAAACUUAUUAUGCUCCACCAGCUUCCUCUGGCCCUUCUAACUCUUCUUCAUCCCACUCUUCGCAUCCUUCUCCCGCUCGCCCAUCAGCAAAAUCUGCAGGACCCAACGUAGGAUGGCAACCUGCAAGCCCAUCGGUCUCUAAACCUGGCUUAAGAUCUUCUUACCCAUCUUAUCCAACUCCUUCGCCAAAUGCGAAGCCAGCACCAAAAGGACUUCCAGUAGAAUCUAAACCUUUGCAGAAUUCGGGCAAAACUCAUGACAGGAUUCCAACAUCUCAGAAAAACACAACCUUAGGAAAUUCGACACAAGGGACAUUCCGAGGACCGCAACCAUAUCCACAACAAACUUAUUAUGCUCCACCAGCUUCCUCUGGCCCUUCUAACUCUUCUUCAUCCCACUCUUCGCAUCCUUCUCCCGCUCGCCCAUCAGCAAAAUCUGCAGGACCCAACGUAGGAUGGCAACCUGCAAGCCCAUCGGUCUCUAAACCUGGCUUAAGAUCUUCUUACCCAUCUUAUCCAACUCCUUCGCCAAAUGCGAAGCCAGCACCAAAAGGACUUCCAGUAGAAUCUAAACCUUUGCAGAAUUCGGGCAAAACUCAUGACAGGAUUCCAACAUCUCAGAAAAACACAACCUUAGGAAAUUCGACACAAGGGACAUUCCGAGGACCGCAACCAUAUCCACAACAAACUUAUUAUGCUCCACCAGCUUCCUCUGGCCCUUCUAACUCUUCUUCAUCCCACUCUUCGCAUCCUUCUCCCGCUCGCCCAUCAGCAAAAUCUGCAGGACCCAACGUAGGAUGGCAACCUGCAAGCCCAUCGGUCUCUAAACCUGGCUUAAGAUCUUCUUACCCAUCUUAUCCAACUCCUUCGCCAAAUGCGAAGCCAGCACCAAAAGGACUUCCAGUAGAAUCUAAACCUUUGCAGAAUUCGGGCAAAACUCAUGACAGGAUUCCAACAUCUCAGAAAAACACAACCUUAGGAAAUUCGACACAAGGGACAUUCCGAGGACCGCAACCAUAUCCACAACAAACUUAUUAUCCGGGACCUGCUUCACCAGCUUCCUCUCGCCCUUCUAACUCUUCUUCAUCCCACUCUUCGCAUCCUUCCCCCUCCCUUCUUCCUUCUCCUGCUCGCCCAUCAGCAAAAUCUGCAGGACCCAACGUAGGAUGGCACCCUGCAGGCCCAUCUGUAUCUAAACCUGGCUUAAGACCUUCUUACCCAUCUUAUCCAUCUCCUUCGCCAAAAGCGAAGCCAGCACCAAAAGGACUUCCAGUAGAAUCUAAACCUUUGCUGAAUUCGGGCAAAACUCAUGACAGGAUUCCAACAUCUCAGAAAAACACAACCUUAGGAAAUUCUACACAAGGUCCUCCUAAACCAAGUUACGAUCAAGGAAAAUUCCGAGGACCUCCAUCAGCUUCCUCCCACCCUUCUCCUUCUCCCACACGAUCAUCAGCAAAACCUGAAGGACCAAACGUAGGAUCGCAACCUGCAGGCUCAUCGGUCUCUAAACCUGCUUUAAGACCAAAUGCGAAGCCAGCACCAAAAGGAUCUCCAGUAAAAUCUAAACCUUUAAAAAAUUCGGGCAAAACUCAUGGCAGCAUUUUAACGUCUCAGAAAAAAACAACCUCAGGAAAUGCACCACAAGGACCUCCUAAAUUAAGUUACACUCAAGGAACAUUCCAAGGAAAUCCACCAUUUUCACAACAAACUUAUUAUCCAGGACAUGCUCCACCAGCUUAUCCAGGUCACUAUCCGCCAAGUAAUACUGGAAGAAAGGAUAUAAAUAAUAAUUGGAUUGGAUACCCGAGUUAUCACUACCAAAGAGCGGAUACUGGAAGCACAAGUUUAGGUUUCUAUUUAGGAUAUACCUUAGGUAGAGUGAAAAACCCAACGUAUUACUAUUCCCACAACUCCUAUGAUGGAUACAGGCCAAGGUAUGACCACUAUACUGUCCACCAUUAUUACCACAACAACAACGAAACAAUCAUAGGAAGAGAACGAAUCAUAGAACCAAACACUGUGGUAGGAUGUGUUGGUGAUAGUGGAAGCAUUUGCCCAGCUAACACAAGAUCCUUGUGCACAGAUCAAGGAGUUAUAAUGUGUGUGGCCCUUAUAUCCGCCACAGUACCUUGCAAAGACGAAAAAGAUACCAACUGUGUUACAAGCACGAUACCUUGCGUAAAUUCUGAAGAUCCAAAAUGCAAGGGCAAUCCUCAGAAGUUUACCACAGUAAGCAUUCCCUGUAUAUCCACCGCGAAAAUAUAUGGCACUGUGACUUACGUGGAUAACACCAUCAUUGUCGAGAGUUUUCUUGCAAGCAGGCCUGCCAGGAGUGUUCUUGAUAAUGUUACAGAUUAUCCAACUACAACUGAUGCAAUACCAAUAACUACAUACCCGAGUUCCACAACAAAUAUUACACAAACUACAACAGUUGAUUUAAUGACUACAUACCCGAGCACCACAACACAUUUUACACAAACUACAACACCAGCUACAACAAUAAUUGAUUUAAUGACUACAACACCAGCGACAACAUUUAUUGAUUUAAUGACUACAUACCCGAGCUCCACAACAAAUAUUAUACAAACUACAACACCACCGACAACAAUUGAUUUAAUGACUACAUACCCGAGCUCAACAACAAAUAUUACACAAUCUACAACACCAACAACAACAAUUCCAAAUUCAACAACCAGUGUCCCCAAAAUUUUAUCCACUGAAGAACCACAAAAUUACUGCGUUACGAUUAUGGCAGUUCCUGAUGAAAGAAAACCAACGAAAGGAGAGGUAUUGUUUGAUGAAGUUGAACAUUUUGUAGACAAUUUUUUGGUAAAAUCGUUUGGUUUAUAAGCAAAAAAUUUGGCUGUAGGUACUCUAAAUAUUUUUUAAAUUGGCAAAAUAAUAGUAUAAGUUUUAAAAUAAUGUCGAAAUUAAGGUAUUGGAAAAAUUAAGUGUUUUUACAAAAUCUUAAAAUAUUUAGAUAUCCAGUCGAUGCAGGUAUCGUAAUGUUCAAUAAUAAAUCAUUAAAAUAUUUAACACAUCAUUGUACUUAUCAAAUUUAAUUGGCCUAAUAAUUAAAAGACCUUAUUGUUUUUAUAAGUCUUGUGAAAAAAACAGCAAG
Brassicogethes aeneus is the source of this 3559-nucleotide messenger RNA. Lineage: Eukaryota; Metazoa; Arthropoda; Insecta; Coleoptera; Nitidulidae. The record is from the annotation of a GenBank genome assembly.